Molecule: messenger RNA, 1023 nt
Organism: Rhizoctonia solani
Lineage: Eukaryota; Fungi; Basidiomycota; Agaricomycetes; Cantharellales; Ceratobasidiaceae
Product: Retrotransposable element Tf2 protein
Exons: 1
Coding region: 1-1023 (340 amino acids)
Source: RefSeq, a predicted model, not a curated record
AUGAACAACUACCCGGCAGACCCUCUGAAAACCCUCAUUGACUCAGGAGCCACAUUGAACUUCAUCUCCCCCUCAAUUGUGGAAAAAUAUAAAAUCCCAAAAACCCAACUCGAAAAUCCACGAGUUGUGAGAAUGUUAGAUGGUACUAUUUCCCAGACUGGUUGCAUCUGGCACCAGGUUCAACUUGCGGUCUCGGCCAAUGGCCACCCCCACACUAUCCCAUUUCUUGUUUGCCCCAUCGGCAACACCCCGGCAAUCCUAGGCAUGACAUGGUUAACGGCAGAAGCUCCUCUGAUUGAUUGGCAACAGGGACUAGUCACAUUCCCCAAACAAAUUCAGAUUGCCUCCAAGGAAGAAGCGGACUCAGAUCUUUUGGCAGACCUUCCCCCUCAGUACCAUGAGUUUGCUAAAGUCUUUGGCAAGGAAGAAUUUAAGGUCCUCCCUCCACAUAGGGAGUACGACAUCUCUAUAGACCUUAUUCCGGAUGCCAAACUGACCCCUGGCCCCAUAUAUGGCAUGACUGAUGCAGAAUCCAAGGCGCUCAAGCAACACAUCAAUGAAGAGUUAGCCACAGGCAAGAUCCGCCCUAGUACUUCCUCAACAGGCGCCCCGGUCAUGUUUGUCAAAAAGGCAGAUGGAUCUCUUAGGCUGGUUGUGGAUUACCGGAAACUCAAUGACGUAACCCACAGAAACGUAUACCCGCUCCCAAGACAGGAUGACCUCAUGGCAAAGUUAAGAUAUGCCAAAAUAUUUACAAAACUUGACUUACGCUGGGGUUACAAUAAUGUCAGGAUUAAGGAAGGGGAUGAAUGGAAGACAGCGUUCAGGACUAAAUACGGGCUGUUUGAGUAUCUGGUCAUGCCUUUUGGCCUCACUAACGCCCCAGCCGCCUUCCAGCAUUUCAUGAACAAUCUAUUCAGGGACCUGAUCAACGUAACCGUGGUUAUCUAUCUGGACAACAUCCUUAUCUUCUCUGAAAAACCAGAAGACCACCCAGCUCAUGUCACGGAGGUUCUGUCUUGA